Molecule: messenger RNA, 2190 nt
Organism: Nematolebias whitei (Rio pearlfish)
Lineage: Eukaryota; Metazoa; Chordata; Actinopteri; Cyprinodontiformes; Rivulidae
Product: phospholipase D1
Exons: 18
Coding region: 1-2190 (729 amino acids)
Biological process (GO): intracellular signal transduction; cell motility; phosphatidic acid biosynthetic process
Molecular function (GO): D-type glycerophospholipase activity; phosphatidylinositol binding
Source: RefSeq, a predicted model, not a curated record
AUGGCCAGUCCAGAAGAUGUGAUCGAGCCGGCGGCUGUGAGCUCAGCUGCACAAAACCUGCACCGAAGGCGCUUCUCGCGUGACUUCCACGGUCUGGAUCCAGAUGAGUUAGAUGGCCUCUUGUCAACCAGCGAUGGCUAUCCUUUCCUCGUGGUUCAUCACCUCCCUGAAAUUAAAGAAAAAGGUGUACCCUACAUAAUACCUGGUACGCCCAUAACAUGCAGGGUGGACAACACGGAGAAAUACACCACUCGCUCAAAGGUUCGUGUAGGAACCCUGUACACGGUGCGCCUAACACACGGCCACUUCCACUGGAUCGUGAAGAGGAAGUACAAACACUUCCAGGAGCUGCACAGAGACCUUUACAAGCACAGGAUGAUGCUUCACCUGCUGCCUCUUGGAAGGUUUGCAAAGGACCGGCAGCAGCUGAGGACCAUGCCGGAGGAAAUGCCCAGCCUGCAGGGCACAGAACGGACCCGAAGAACCUCCAGCAAAGGGAAAUACCUUGAGGAGUACCUGAAUGGUAUACUUGAGAUUCCAUUGUGUCAAAAUGACCACAGCAUGCUGGAAUUCCUCUCCAUCGGUCCGCUCUCCUUUAUCACUGAUCUGGGACCCAAAGGCUUGGAGGGACCAAUCAUGAAGAGGUCGGGUGGUCACCGGAUCCAAGGCCUGAACUGCAUCGGCCACGACAGGUUCUGUUUCCGCUGGUCGCACCGCUGGCUGGUGGUGAAGGACUCCUUCCUCAUGUACAUGGGCCGAGACAACGCCAAGAUCAACUUCGUGCUGCUGUUUGAUCCAGAGCUCAAAGUGAAAGUGGGUCAUGCUGACACCGGCACCAAAUACGGAGUCUGCAUCGAGAACUUCACUCGGAGUUUGAUAAUUAAGUGCAGAAGCUACAGACAAAGCCACUGGUGGAGCCACGAAAUCAACCGGCUGGCAGAAACAUGCGACUUUCUCAAAGUUCAACGCUUUGGUGGAUUUGCUCCUCCUCGGGAGAACACGCUCACUAAAUGGUAUGUGAAUGGAAGUGGCUACUUUGCAGACCUGGCUGAUGCUCUUGAGAAUGCAAAGGAGGAGAUUUUCAUCACUGACUGGUGGCUCAGUCCUGAAGUUUUCCUAAAGAGGCCCGCAACUGAUAACCACUGGAGGCUGGAUGAGAUCCUUAAACGGAAAGCUAAACAAGGAGUCAAAAUAUGUGUCCUGCUGUACAAAGAGGUGGAGGUGGCCCUUGGAAUCAGUAGUGACUACAGCAAGAGGACUCUUAUGAACAUGGACUCAAACAUCAAGGUGAUGCGACAUCCUGACCAUGUGUCAUCUGUGGUGUUCUUCUGGGCUCACCAUGAAAAGAUGGUGGCUAUCGACCAAACCGUAGCCUUUGUCGGAGGGAUUGAUCUGGCGUUUGGGAGGUGGGACGACAGUCGGUACCGGCUAACAGACCUGGGUUCAACAGAGGAGUUGAAUGGUGUAACUGAGGAGCAGCCAAACAAAGACGUGACUGAUAACGGCACAGCUGAUGGUCCAAAACCAAAGAAUCAACAAGAACAGAGCCCAGUUAGUGGGGAUGGUAAUACUAAACUGUGGCUUGGCAAAGAUUACAGCAAUUUCAUCACAAGGGACUGGGUCCAACUGGACCGGCCAUUUGAAGAUAACAUUGACCGCACGAAAGUUCCUCGCAUGCCGUGGCGCGACCUGUCAGCAGCUGUUCAUGGCAAAGCUGCCAGGGAUGUGGCCCGACACUUCAUCCAACGCUGGAACUUCACUAAGAUCUUCAAAGUCAAGUACAGGGAUGACUUCUACCCUUACCUUCUCCCCAAGUCUCACGCCACUGCUGACUUACUGCCAUUCACUGUGCCCGGCUCCAACAAAGCCAAAGUUCAGGUGUUGCGCUCUGCUCAUUCGUGGUCCGCUGGAACAUUUGAAAAGUCGAUCCAGAACGCCUACAUAGACACCAUCAAGAACAGCGAGCACUACAUCUACAUCGAGAACCAGUUCUUCAUCAGCUGUGCUAAAGAGAAGGUGGUUGAAAACGGGAUCGGCGAUGCGAUUGUUGACCGAAUCCUCCGUGCUCACAGAGAACGGAAGAAGUUCAGGGUGUUUGUUGUGAUUCCUCUGCUUCCUGGUUUUGAGGGAGACAUUCGCACCGGAGGUGGAAAUGCCAUCCAAGCUAUUCUGCACUACACUUACAGGUGA